Messenger RNA from Camponotus floridanus (Florida carpenter ant), 1248 nucleotides. RefSeq names its product fatty acyl-CoA reductase 1-like. Gene Ontology annotation, biological process: long-chain fatty-acyl-CoA metabolic process. Lineage: Eukaryota; Metazoa; Arthropoda; Insecta; Hymenoptera; Formicidae. The record is from RefSeq and is a predicted model, not a curated record. Gene Ontology annotation, cellular component: peroxisome. Gene Ontology annotation, molecular function: alcohol-forming very long-chain fatty acyl-CoA reductase (NADP+) activity. The transcript is spliced from 6 exons. Bases 88 to 1248 code for a protein of 386 amino acids.
UUAGAAAGAACAAAAGCUCUUUUAGAUAUAUGUUCAUAUAUUUUUUGCUCUUAUUAAUACUAUUCUGUUUCUUUCAUUUUAAUAACGAUGGAUAAGAAUACAGUCGAUCCAACCAAGUCGAUUCCGUCAUUUUACGCUGGACAAAGUAUAUUUUUAACAGGCGCAACAGGAUUUAUAGGCAAAGUGUACAUCGAGAAGAUAUUAAGAUCUUGCCCGGAUGUUCGAGAAAUAUUUAUAUUAAUGCGCCCGAAAAAAGGCAUAAACAUUAACGAAAGACUUGAGAAAAUGUUAAGUUUACCAUUGUUUGAUAAAUUACGAGAGAAGCAGUCUUUAAAUUUUAAGAAAUUAAUUCCAGUUCUUGGUGACAUCAGUCAAGAAAAUUUCAAUUUAUCUGUUGCCGAUAGACAAAUGCUGAUUGAACGAGUAACUAUAAUAAUUCAUAAUGCAGCAAGUGUGAAAUUUAAUGACAGCUUAAAAUAUGCUAUCUUUACCAAUACCAGAUCAACGAGAGAUAUAUGUAUUUUAGCCGAAAAUAUAAAGAAUUUAAUAGCUCUAGUAUAUGUUGGCACAGCAUAUGUACAUUUGGAUAAUCCGUUUAUAGAAGAAAAAGUGUAUCCACCUAUAGCUGAUUGGCGGAAAAUGAUCAAAGUGGCCGAAAUAUUGGAUGAACAUAACCUCAGUAUCUUUACAGCUAAAUGUUUGGAUUAUAUUCCUAAUACUUAUCUAUUCUCGAAAAACUUAGCGGAAAGUGUAAUACAUGAAUAUUCUUCAUCAUUGCCGUGUGCGAUUGUGAGACCAUCCAUAGUAACAAAUUCGUUGAAAGAUCCAAUCCCAGGAUGGAUAGAUAACUUUAAUGGACCAAUGGGACUAUGUGCAUUUGGUGGAAAAGGAUUAUUUCGAGUAGCAUAUGGUAGUAACUGUACUUCACAAAAUGACAUGCCAAUAGACAUUGUUAUCAACACUAUAAUUCUUGUAACUUGGAAGCUUGGAUUAACAACUUUUACACCAAAGUCUACAUUUUUGGUCAUAAACUGUACUUUUCCUGAAAAAAGUACAUCAUUUCAAGUCGAAACAAAUAUUAUACUAAAAUUAUUAAAAAAGAUACCUUUAGAAGGAACUGUCUGGACCCCUCGUGUUGUAUUUACUAAGAGUUUAAUUAUAUAUUAUGUGUUGACAAUGUUGUUGCAAAUUUUACCAGCUAUAAUAUUAGAUUUAAUUUUAAAAUUUUCGGGACAUCAAUCUGUGUAA